Ipomoea nil (Japanese morning glory) is the source of this 537-nucleotide messenger RNA. RefSeq lists its product as uncharacterized. The record is from RefSeq and is a predicted model, not a curated record. Lineage: Eukaryota; Viridiplantae; Streptophyta; Magnoliopsida; Solanales; Convolvulaceae. The transcript has a single exon. The coding region runs from base 1 to 537 and encodes 178 amino acids.
AUGGCUGCCCACGAUCUAGUCUGCGCUGGGGUGCGCCGAAGGAUUGGAAACGAGAAGGAGACAUUGAUAUGGGGCCACCCAUGGUUAUCUGAUGACCCCAGCCCUUUGGUUCAAACACUCAUGCCUGAUGAGUUAAGGGAAGCAUUAGUGGUUGGCCUAAUUGAUCAAGAUACGAAUACCUGGGAUCUACAUAUUCUCUCUGAUUUAUUCAUUCCUGAGGAUGUAGCCCGGAUUUCAAGGAUACCUGUAAGUCCAGAUUAUGACGACUCAUGGUAUUGGGUGGGGGACACACAAGGAAUAUACACGGUUAAAAAUGCCUACAGGCGUAUUAUGGGGGAUUAUAUUGAUAACCUAGGAGAUUUUGAUAAAUGGGUUACAUUAUGGAGAUUAAAAGUGCCACCUAAAUGGAAAACCUUUUUGUGGAGAGCUGUUUCUGGCAUACUUCCCACCACUGAUAAUUUGAUUAUUAAAAGGGUAGAGGUGGAUCCUAUAUGCCCAAUGUGUGGCCACAUGCCCAAUUUGUGGCCACGCACAUGA